Messenger RNA from Haliotis rubra (blacklip abalone), 1476 nucleotides. RefSeq lists its product as uncharacterized. Bases 68 to 751 code for a protein of 227 amino acids. The record is from RefSeq and is a predicted model, not a curated record. NCBI's taxonomy places the organism in Eukaryota, Metazoa, Mollusca, Gastropoda, Lepetellida, Haliotidae. The transcript has 4 exons.
ACUCACUCAGGUCAAGUCUGGAGAUAAUGUCACCUUGGUCUGCACUGCCGCCCACACCACCAUCAACAUGUCAAUUACAACAUGGUUUCGGAAUGAAGCUCGAGUUUUGAAUAUAUUGAGUGGAAACAAUGACUGCUUUAUUCACCCACCCAACUAUACAGACAAUACUGCUGGGUAUCGUUAUGACCUGUACUCAUCAAAGGGUGUCAGUGUAAGCUGUACUACUUUCCAGCACAACCUGACACUAACUACAGCUAAAUACUUGGAAGCUAGGGACGUGUGGAGAUGUAGAGAUCAAAACUUCAGAAGUAGUAACAACCUUACGUCAGUUUUGAAUGUAGACUUCUCAGGCUCUGUCUCUGAGUCAACUCCACCACUCACUGAUUCAUCAACAACGUUGGGAAUAUCUACAUCAAAGAAGACAACUCCUGACACUAACACCGAUAAUGAAGGCGACAUAAUGUACAUAACGGCUUGGACUGUAGGUGGCUCUGUGUUCCUCGUUAUCAUUGUGGUCUGUGUAUGUGUUUUAAGGAAGAAAAGAAAGCGGAAAGUCACAGAAGAUAUAGACGUGUCACUGGGUGUGGUUGCUGCACCUGUGUACGACACUUUGACUCACGAUGCCAGUGACGACCCUUGUUACACCGGGAUCAGGAUGGGAGAUGCUGGACAGUCCGGCACAAAUGUCAUAGAUGUUUACUACAACACGGUACCUAAUGCUGACUACGAAAACCCACCUUUGAGAACAUAGUGAUGUCAAAAUACUUUUUGUAAUCAGGUUAUAUGCAUCUUUAAGCGUUUCUGGCAUUGUUUUGUCAUUCUUUAGCAGGCUUAUUGCUUGUGUACCCACCACGAAAACUAACACUCUCCUGAACGGUGUUUGAGUUGCGAAUACUACCUGAAGAUCAUGACAUGCGUACCGUUUCCCCUAACACCAAGUAUCAGUGCUUGUUUUAGUGAUCACUUCAUGAAGUUUUGACCAUAACUGUGGCUCUCUCUACUCAAUACUGAGUGUUAUUGUCGAUUUCCUCUAAACAGUUUACACUGAGUUAUCGGUUGUGCAAACACCGCGUAUGCUUAAUUCCAUUUGAUGUUAUUUGUUCGGUUGUAGUUAAACGCCGAAAUCAUCAAUAGGUGUUGUGGGAAUAAUUGAGUUUGGACAAACCAUCCAGUGGUGGACAUCACGAGCGUCAAUCUACGCAGCUGGAAUACGAAGACCUGGAUCAAACAAUUUAGCGAACCUGACGACAAGCAUGGGUUACUUAAGAGCAAUUCUAAUCCGUAUCUUUACAGGUUCAACAUGAUUUGAAAACGUGGACGGCUGUUUGUUGGGAAUGAAUGACUGAGUAUUGACACAUCACAAUAUGCUUCCGAGAAUGUUCUGCAACUAGCUUUGUGACGUUUUGUUUCUGUUUUGUUUCUAUUGUAUGAUUAUUAGAUUACUGUACUGUAUAAAUAAAUCAUCAAUCCUUUUUA